GUUAUGGCGGCGAAGGGACUCGUCGAGAGACGCUCGGGCGGUUGCGCGAGCGACCGGAAUGUGUGGUCGGCACAGUUGGUCGGCUGAUUGAUUUCAUCGAGAACGAGAAGCACUGGUUUGGAGUCAGAAAUGUGCGUUUCUUGAUCCUAGACGAGGCUGACGCCAUGAUCGGAGAAGGACUUGAUGCAAACAUCCGUAAAAUCACUUGCGACGUGGAGACGCCGCGGCGGCAGACAAUGCUGUUCUCAGCCACCUUUGCAGAUGACGUCAGCGACCUGGCAACUUGGAUCAGCCGACAUGCCGUGGAGGUUCGAGUCGGAAUGAAGGAUCCGCUGCGGGCAAACAGGGACGUCAAGCAAGAGGUCAUCAUUGUGAAGGACGAGUUCGACAAGGAAGGCGCUCUGAAAAGCACCUUGCGCAAAGUGUACAGUGCUCACAACAAGUCUCCUGGAAAGGUUCUCAUUUUCGCGUUUGACCAUGACGAGUGCGAUUCCUUGGCAAAGAAAGUCAAGGCGGCGCUCAACGGCGUUCCCGUGGAGACCCUGCAUGGCUACAAGAAGCAAGCCGAGCGUGAAACUGCGAUGCAGCGUUUCCGCAAUGGUGACUCCUGGAUCAUGGUGGCGACCAGCAUUGCCGGGCGAGGUCUGGACAUCAAGGACAUCACCUUGGUCAUCAACUUCGACCCGCCUGAGGUUCCACCAGGCUGGUUUUCCUUCGAGUACUUCCCGCCGAAGACGCCCGAGGGUGUCGAGAAUCUGCGCAAGCGCAUCGUGAAGAUGAAGUCGUUGGGCCCCCUUUUCACCGACUUCACCUGGGGCGCGGGCGGCUCCACGUCAGAGCUGACUCUGAAGUUGACUUCCGCAGCUAAGAACGAGUUCGGCACGGUAGCCAACAUGCACCUGACCUGCACCAACCAAAGCUCGGAAAUGACUGGAAAUGCACUUCUGGAGUGCAAGCAGCACGGUGUCCGCAACAUCGUUGCCCUCCGCGGCGACCCUCCUCGUGGUCAGGAGAAGUGGACGGCUACAGAAGGUGGUUUCUCAAGCGCUUUGGACCUCGUAAAGUUCAUCCGCCAAAACCACGGCGAUUAUUUCUCGGUGUCUGUGGCUGGCUAUCCGGAGGGCCAUCCUGACAACAUCGAGGUGGUCGAAGGUGGUGUGGCGGCUUUGACUGCCUCGGAGAAGCGCCGCGCCCGUGUCGUAACAGAUGCUCAGGGAAAGGAGGUGGUCACGGUGUGCCGAGAUGCAAACUUCCACAAGGAGAUGGUCUAUCUCAAGGAGAAGGUGGAUGCAGGCUCCCACUUCGUUAUCACGCAGAUGUUCCUCGAUGCCCAAGUUUUCUUGGACUUUGUCGAUGAGUGCCGCAAGUACGACAUCAAGGUGCCCAUCGUCCCUGGUAUCAUGUGCCUCAACGGUUUCGGGGGCCUCAAGCGCAUGACCGAGCUCUGCAAGACCCGCCUUCCCGAAGGCUUCCCUGUUCUGCACCUGGCUUAA
This is a messenger RNA of Symbiodinium necroappetens, 1493 nucleotides long. Lineage: Eukaryota; Dinophyceae; Suessiales; Symbiodiniaceae. The record is from the annotation of a GenBank genome assembly.